AACAGCCCUAACGAUAAAAACUGAACGCACACAACUUUUCCGGUAAUAUAGAAAAAAACUAUAAAUACCAACCAGUCGGCCGCUCUAAAUUUUUCCCGAGAAAGAUCUUCGAGCCCAGCGCUACAGUGUUUGUUAACAAUCAGUAAUCGAUCCCCAUCUUCACUGAGAAAAGCAAUGUCUAACGAUCACAAGAAAAGACUUGCUUCUAGAUUAGAGUGGGAAGGUUUCAUCGAGACGAAGAUCAAAAGUGAUGGAAAUUGCCAGUUUAGCUCUUUAGCGGAUCAGCUCUUCAGGUGUCCAGAGCAUCAUGAGAAAGUUCGAGAAAGAAUAGUUAAACAGCUUAAAACUUGUCCAAAAAUUUACAGAGAGUUUGUUGAGAUGGACUCGAGUAAAAAGAGAACAAACGAACUUCCCAAGGAUUACUCCGAGUAUGUCAAGAACAUGUCAAAGAACGGUGUGUGGGGUGAUAGCGUCACGUUGCAGGCGGCUGCUGAUACGUUUGGGGUGAAGAUAGUAGUCAUUACAUCGGAGAAAGAAGUAGAUUCCAUGGAGAUUGUUCCCAAGUCUUUGACACUCGAGAGGGUUGUUUACUUGAGCUAUUUGGCUGGGGUCCAUUACAACUCCAUCUACUUAAAAGGUUCAGAGACCGAUGCUGCUCCCUUGGAGCUUCCGGGGAAGAGUAAGAACAAGAAUACGAAUAAGAGUGACAUGGAGCCACAAGGGAGGAAUGAGAAUGACAAGGACAAGAACAAGGAGAAGAUGAAGAAGAACAAGGACAGAAACCAAAGGAAGAAUAAAUAGCUACAAGAUACCUUUACCGUUCCCUUGAUUUGUUGGUAGAUAGAGGUUGUUUUUCAUUUGGGAAACAAAAAUGUAAACGAGACAAAAAAAAGGGUUUACAGAGCAUAACUUUGCUG
Messenger RNA from Raphanus sativus (radish), 917 nucleotides. Its product is annotated as OVARIAN TUMOR DOMAIN-containing deubiquitinating enzyme 9. Gene Ontology annotation, biological process: protein deubiquitination. NCBI's taxonomy places the organism in Eukaryota, Viridiplantae, Streptophyta, Magnoliopsida, Brassicales, Brassicaceae. The coding region runs from base 175 to 801 and encodes 208 amino acids. Gene Ontology annotation, molecular function: cysteine-type deubiquitinase activity. The transcript is spliced from 6 exons. The record is from RefSeq and is a predicted model, not a curated record.